GGGCGCUGUCGCGCUCCGCCGCAGUCGCUCUGUCCCCCCCCGGUACCCGCUCCGCUGCCGGCCGGGCCGCGCCUGCAGCGGCGACACCGGCGAUGAGAUGACAUCGUCCACGCUGCAGAAAGCCAUUGACCUGGUGACCAGAGCCACGGAGGAGGACCGGGCCCGGAACUACGCGGAGGCUCUGCGGCUGUACCAGCACUCGGUGGAGUACUUCCUGCACGCCAUCAAAUAUGAGGCUCACAGCGACAAGGCCAAGGAGAGCAUCCGAGCCAAGUGUGUGCAGUACCUGGACCGGGCGGAGAAGCUGAAGGACUAUCUGCGGAGCAAGGACAAGCACGGCAAGAAGCCGGUGAAGGAGGCCCCGGCGGACAGCAAGGGGAGCGACAGUGACAGCGAGGGCGAGAACCCGGAGAAGAAGAUGCUGCAGGAGCAGCUGAUGGGUGCCAUCAUGAUGGAUAAGCCCAACGUGCGGUGGAGCGAUGUGGCCGGCCUGGAAGGAGCCAAGGAAGCCCUGAAGGAGGCUGUGAUCCUGCCCAUCAAGUUCCCACACUUGUUUACUGGGAAGCGCACACCCUGGCGAGGGAUCCUGCUCUUCGGGCCCCCUGGCACUGGCAAGUCCUACCUGGCCAAGGCUGUGGCCACUGAGGCCAACAACUCCACCUUCUUCUCGGUGUCAUCCUCUGACCUGAUGUCCAAGUGGCUGGGAGAGAGUGAGAAGCUGGUGAAGAAUCUCUUUGAGCUGGCAAGGCAGCACAAGCCCUCCAUCAUCUUCAUUGAUGAGGUGGACUCCCUGUGUGGCUCACGCAAUGAGAAUGAGAGUGAGGCUGCUCGGCGCAUCAAGACGGAAUUCCUGGUGCAGAUGCAGGGUGUAGGGAACAGCAGCGAUGGGAUCCUGGUGCUGGGUGCCACCAACAUCCCCUGGGUGCUGGAUUCUGCCAUCAGGAGAAGGUUUGAGAAGCGCAUCUACAUCCCACUGCCCGAGGAGGCAGCACGGGCCCAGAUGUUCAAGCUGCACCUUGGCAACACCCCACACAGCCUGACGGAGGCCAAUAUCCAGGAGCUGGCCCACAAGACCGAUGGUUACUCGGGGGCUGACAUCAGUAUUAUUGUGCGGGAUGCCCUGAUGCAGCCUGUGCGCAAGGUGCAGUCGGCCACACACUUCAAGAAGGUCCGUGGUCCCUCCCGCACCAACCCUGGCACCUUUGUGGAUGACCUCCUGAUGCCAUGCUCGCCUGGCGACCCGGGAGCCACUGAGAUGACCUGGAUGGAGGUGCCCAGUGACAAGCUGAUGGAGCCCAUGGUCUGUAUGGUGAGUGUGGUCACUGCCGCAGCACCAGGCACCCAUCCUGGUGCAUGGAGGCUGGUGCAGGCCAGCAGUGCUGCAGCCCUGGCCCUGCCACAUCCCUGUACCUCCUCCAGUCUGUCGUCCCCAGGCCAAAGGUUGGUGAGGGCUGGGGUGUGUUAGGGGGUCCUUCCGCUUGUGGGAACCCCUUGGGAUACAGUGGCCCAUGGCAGAUCCCAGGUGGGCAGAGCUGCCUGCACUGCGGGAGGGGGGUCCCUACCCUGUGCCAGCUUGCAGCCGCCUGUAUUACAGUCGGACAUGCUGCGCUCUCUGGCCACCACCCGUCCCACCGUCAACACCGAGGAUCUGCUGAAGGUGAAGAAGUUCACGGAGGACUUCGGACAGGAAGGCUGAGGGGGGGUAGGGUGUGGGGCU
This is a messenger RNA of Melopsittacus undulatus (budgerigar), 1717 nucleotides long. RefSeq names its product vacuolar protein sorting 4 homolog A (gene VPS4A). Lineage: Eukaryota; Metazoa; Chordata; Aves; Psittaciformes; Psittaculidae. Gene Ontology annotation, molecular function: ATP hydrolysis activity; ATP binding. Bases 98 to 1465 code for a protein of 455 amino acids. The transcript is spliced from 10 exons. Gene Ontology annotation, biological process: endosomal transport; vacuole organization. The record is from RefSeq and is a predicted model, not a curated record.